Messenger RNA from Triticum dicoccoides, 2119 nucleotides. Its product is annotated as nucleobase-ascorbate transporter 6-like. Gene Ontology annotation, molecular function: transmembrane transporter activity. Gene Ontology annotation, cellular component: membrane. Gene Ontology annotation, biological process: transmembrane transport. Lineage: Eukaryota; Viridiplantae; Streptophyta; Magnoliopsida; Poales; Poaceae. The transcript has 13 exons. The record is from RefSeq and is a predicted model, not a curated record. The coding region runs from base 209 to 1885 and encodes 558 amino acids.
GAGGACGCCACUCCCCUCCCAUCCCUCUCAUCACACCUGAGUCGAGUCGCUUUCCACUCCACUUCGCUUGCCCCGCACACCUGCGCCACCCUCGCCCACUCCCCCUACCACCUCCCCAAGUCCCGAGGAACCAAGGAACCAAGGAGGCGACCCACACCCCCACCCCCACGCACCACCGUGACUGACAGACACCGAAGCAGGAGCAGCCAUGGCCGCGCCGCCGCCGAAGCAGGAGGAGCUGCAGCCGCACGCCGUCCGGGACCAGCUGCCGGCCGUCUCCUACUGCCUCACCAGCCCGCCCCCAUGGCCGGAGGCCAUCCUGCUGGGCUUCCAGCACUACCUCGUCAUGCUGGGCACCACCGUCAUCAUCCCCACCGCGCUCGUCCCGCAGAUGGGCGGCGGCAACGAGGAGAAGGCGCGGGUGGUGCAGACGCUGCUCUUCGUCGCCGGGAUCAACACGCUGCUGCAGAGCUUCCUCGGCACGCGCCUGCCCGCCGUCAUCGGGGGCUCCUACACCUUCGUCGCCCCCACCAUCUCCAUCGUCCUCGCCGCCCGCUACAGCGGCAUCACCGACCCGCACGAGAAGUUCCUCCGCACCAUGCGCGGCACGCAGGGCGCGCUCAUCGUCGCCUCCACGCUCCAGAUCAUCAUGGGCUUCAGCGGCCUCUGGCGCAUUGUCGUCAGGCUGCUGAGCCCGCUGUCGGCGGCGCCCCUCGUCGCGCUCGUCGGAUUCGGGCUCUACGAGCUUGGAUUCCCAAGUGUUGCGAAAUGCAUCGAAAUCGGUCUUCCAGAGAUCAUACUGCUGGUGGCUCUCUCCCAGUACAUACCUCACCUGGUGCCUUUGCUGGGGACUGCAUUCGAGCGGUUCGCCGUCAUAAUGUCGGUCGCCAUCGUGUGGCUUUACGCGUUCUUCCUGACCGUCGGUGGGGCGUACAAGAAUGCUGCUCCGAAAACCCAAUUCCACUGCCGCACUGAUCGAUCUGGCCUUGUUGGGGGUGCUCCCUGGAUAACUGUACCAUACCCAUUCCAGUGGGGAGCACCGACUUUUGAUGCUGGUGAAUGCUUUGCCAUGAUGGCAGCUGCUUUUGUUGCUCUUGUGGAGUCUACUGGCGCUUUCAUUGCGGUUUCACGGUAUGCCAGUGCAACGCCAUGCCCUCCUUCUGUUAUGAGUCGUGGCAUCGGUUGGCAGGGGGUUGGCAUUUUGCUGGCCGGCUUAUUUGGAACGGCUAAUGGGUGCUCUGUAUCUGUGGAAAAUGCUGGGCUGCUAGGUUUGACACGUGUUGGCAGCCGGCGUGUGGUGCAGAUUUCCGCUGGGUUUAUGCUAUUCUUCUCUAUUCUCGGGAAAUUUGGAGCUGUCUUUGCAUCAAUUCCAGGCCCAAUAAUUGCAGCAAUAUACUGUCUUCUCUUUGCAUAUGUUGGUAUGGCAGGGAUUGGGUUCCUUCAGUUUUGCAACCUCAACAGCUUCCGAACAAAAUUUAUCCUGGGAUUCUCCUUGUUCAUGGGUAUAUCAGUUCCACAGUAUUUCAAUGAGUACACCUCGGUCGCAGGCUUUGGCCCGGUACACACGCACGCAAGAUGGAUGGUAAUCAGGCUUAUAUCCCAAACAUGCUGUUAUGUUCAAUACCAUGAUCUUGGUGGUGAUACUCUAUCUACAGUUUUAUACCUAUUCAAUGACAUGAUCAACGUGGUGUUCUCGUCGAAAGCGUUCGUCGGAGGCGCCACCGCCCUUCUCCUGGACAGCACCCUGCACAGGCACGACAGCGCCGCCAGGAAGGACCGUGGCCACCAUUUCUGGGACAGGUUCAGGUCUUUCAAGACGGACCCGCGGAGCGAGGAGUUCUACUCCCUGCCCUUCAACCUCAACAAGUUCUUCCCGUCCUUCUGAUCCAUGCUUCUAAAGAGAGAAGGGAAACGACACACGAUUGAUUAGUCGUCGCCUCUAGGGAAGUAGCUUCUUGCGAUGUGAAUGCUGUUGUCCCCCCUGAUGAUUUUUUGUGCCUCCGAGUUCUGAAUCCUGCAGAUCUCGGUGUAAACUGCUGUGAGAAAAUAGAGAGGUGCCUUGAUAGUUUCUGAAUGUAUAUUGGGUCAUCAAUAAAAUGAAAGAUUCGUAGCUCGGUCC